Aquila chrysaetos chrysaetos is the source of this 4024-nucleotide messenger RNA. RefSeq names its product tripartite motif containing 13 (gene TRIM13). The record is from RefSeq and is a predicted model, not a curated record. Lineage: Eukaryota; Metazoa; Chordata; Aves; Accipitriformes; Accipitridae. The coding region runs from base 1343 to 2572 and encodes 409 amino acids. Gene Ontology annotation, molecular function: zinc ion binding. The transcript has 2 exons. Gene Ontology annotation, biological process: innate immune response; positive regulation of canonical NF-kappaB signal transduction; positive regulation of macroautophagy.
AAAAAACCACCAACUUUGGCCCUGAAAUAACAGGUUUAAAGCACGGGCCGCUUCCCUCAGCUCUUUUUGGCUGCUGGGAUACCUGCUGCACCCGGGGGUCAAUCAUUUCGCGGUAAAAUGUCUACGCUGACCCUCCCUUAGCUUGCGGUUCCUCUCGGUGGGGCGAGCAGGGUUAAGAUUGUUGCUGGUGGGAGCAGGAGCUCCCAUCUCCCUUCCUCCUGCCUUUUCCUGCGUGGGACCCUUUUUUGGGCUGAUUCAACACACCAGCCCAACAGAAGGCUGGUGGAAUUGCUCGUAGGAGGUCCUGACAAGGACCGGGGUGCUUGCGAAGGAAGGGAGACCAGACCUCUCCUGAUGAGCUCAACUGCUUGUGGAAAUGCAGCCCGACUCGGCCAGGUUUUAUUUAGAAUACUUACACGCCAUUGCAGGAAACUUGCAAUUCAAGAGCUAUCUUUUUGUUUUGUUUGAAGCUCGGUGAAAUUCUGGUUUUGCUUUCAGCCUGCUGCUGGCUGAUAAACCCAACUUCUGUGCUGAGAAGCAUGCUAAAUGAAUUUCUCUCUGGAGUGUGGGAAAAAGCUGCUGUGGUUGUUUUUGCGUUUUAUGGUUUGAUUUGUUUUGCCAUUCUUCUUCCUAAUGAUAAAAUUGUGCAAGUUGCUCUUUCUGAUGGGUGACAUCUGCUGGGUUUCUACCCAGAGAGUUUAUGUAGCCCAGGUGAAGGAAGGAACCGCUGUGCCAUUUGGUCCGUGUGCUAUGAGCGGGGAAUUCCAGGGCCGUCCAAACCUGGAUCAGAAGUUACACAGAGAAAUUCCCAAUGGAGAGGUUGAAAUGUUGCUGUAGUUCCUCACACAAAUACCAAGUUGCUAAUACAAAGGGAUGUUUCAAUCCACAGGCAACUUACACUCUGAAAUGAAUGUCCUAAAGAAGACAGAAGUUCAGCUGUCCCGAGCAGGCAUACAAGUUUUCAGUAUUUUUGGUUUGGUGUUACUGGUGUUGUAAGAGGGGGAAAAAAAAGCUCGUAGACUUGCCCGUUUCUUUUUUUAAAAUCCGAGGUUUUUAAUGAUGUCAUAUAAUGGUUUUGAAAUUCAGUUAUAUUUAUAAAGCAUAAUUAUUUGAUUGGAUAAGUGGGGUUGGAAUGCAACAGGACAGUUUUAUUUGGAUCAUGAAACCUUUUUGUGUAUGUUUUCUGUAUUUUUAGGAUCAUGAAAGUCUUCAAUGUUUGUCCUGCAAUUUUGAUGGAACGUGUUGUAGUAAGCAUUUUCUGCAGUGGUUUGCUGUCCUCACUGUCAGGCAUGCAAAGCUGCUUUUCCAGCUCCCUAACUAAGAAGUAAAAUCCUCCCCGGAUAUGAUGGAGCUCCUAGAGGAAGAUCUCACCUGUCCCAUUUGCUGUAGCCUGUUUGAUGAUCCUCGUGUCCUGCCCUGUUCACACAACUUCUGCAGAAAGUGUCUGGAAGGAAUUCUUGAGGGAAACGUGCGGAAUGUGCUUUGGAGGCCGUCCCCUUUCAAGUGCCCCACGUGCAGGAAGGAAACUCCCGUUACUGGAGUCAACAGCUUGCAAGUCAACUAUUCCCUGAAAGGUAUCGUGGAGAAGUAUAACAAAAUCAAAGUAACUCCAAAAAUGCCUGUGUGCAAAGUUCACAGCGGGCAACCCCUUAACAUUUUUUGCCGGACAGACAUGCAGCUGAUCUGUGGGGUAUGUGCCACCCGUGGUGACCACACAAAGCACGUUUUCUGUUCUAUUGAAGAAGCUUAUUCCCAGGAGAAGCGGGCUUUUGAAACCCUGUUUCAGGGCUUUGAAACUUGGCGUUGUGGAGAUGCCCUCUCGCGGCUGGAUACCUUAGAAACCAGUAAGAGGAAAGCUCUGCAGAUGCUGACCAAAGAUUCUGACAAAGUGAAGGAGUUCUUUGAGAAGCUGCAGCACACACUGGAGCAGAAACGAAAUGAGAUUCUCUCUGACUUUGAGACCAUGAAGCUUGCAGUGAUGCAGGCCUAUGACCCGGAAAUCAAUAAACUGAAAACAAUUCUGCAAGAGCAACGGAUGGCUUUUAACAUCGCGGAGGCCUUCAAAGAUGUGUCUGAACCCAUUAUAUUUCUGCAACAGAUGCAGGAGUUCAGGGAAAAAAUCAAGGUGCUCAAAGAAACCCCUUUACCUUGUUCCAGUGUGGACAUCAGCCCUACAAUGAAGAGCUUUGAUACCAGCCAGUGGAAUGGAAUAAAACUAGUUGAUGUGGACAAACUUUCCUUGCCUCAGGAAAACAACACUCUUAAAUUCAAGAUUCCCUCGGUCUUUUCACGCAGAUUUAUAGUGAACUCUCUUAUUUGCUUGCUUAUUCUUGCUGUCACCAGAAUGUCCUUCGUGGAGUCAGUCGUUGACAAUCUCCAGUGCUGGAAAUCUCAAUUCUUUACAAUUAGCUUGUCCUAUUUGGCAGAUACAGUGGAGAUAGCAGAUCAUGCAGUCUUUUACUGGGAACAGAUGACAGAUGGAGCUUCACUUCUAAGAGAAAAGUGUAAAAACUAUACGUUGGUUGUACUGGAUAAUGUUGCACAGUUUGUGUGCAAAUAUAAACUGUUGUGAAGUCCCUGCUGAAAUAUAAGAACUAAGAGAGAUCUGGUGAAGAAAACAUAGAACUUCUUAAAAUUAAUUGGUUUUUUAAGAGUUCCAGUGAAAACAUUCAAAGAUUCGAAAUGUUUCCAAAACAUUCAUACUGUUCACAUAGUUUCAGCACUGAUAAACUGGAAGAUGAAAUGGAGCUUUGAAAAACACAUUGUUUCUGGAUUCUUCUUUCAGUGGUGAUUAUGUGAAUAUUAUUCACUGUAAAUAAUUUUUCUUACCAAAAUAUAGGGCCAAACUGUGUACUUAGUUUAAUGUUAAUGUAAUUGUAGAAUAAGAUAAAAAGUGUCACUUCCUAAAAGGUCAUAGUUAAAAAAAAGUUAUUUUUAACUGGGAGGUGGUUAGGAAAGAGGAAGAACAGUUGUGGUUGAGAAGAGCACUGUCCUGAGAGGCUUGUUGAUACAAAAUACAGAGUGCAUCAUUCACAUUCUGGAACGACUUUCUAUCUGAGGAUGUUACUUCUCACUGAAAUGGAUGUAUGUAUUUUUUUGCAUAACCAAAUAUUGUAAUUAUCCUGUGCAUUCAGAUUACUGUAGAUACUGGAUAUUGUUUACAUGUUCUGUGCAAAAAUGCAUCUUCAGGGCAAGCAUAAAUUCUAGGGGUAAAGAGAAAUCAGUUGAGGUUGGAAACAGAAGAACAAGCGGCAAGAUAGUACGUACUACUUUGUAGAUAGUACAUAUUUUGCAGUUUACUUUUCCAACAUCAGAUCGUUGGGUAACUGAGCUGUCUUGUUAGAUCCAUGUUUCUCUGAAGCCACACUUUCUCAAAAAGUGGCCUUAAUGUAAGCAGUUCAGUGCGGUGAAAGGCACGCACGGGUCAGCAGCAGGAAGGCAGCUUGCGCUCUAGCCCUGCAAAGGUGGCAGGCAGAGCAGUUUCUCUCCUUUCCCCCUGUGUCUCUCCAGAUCGUGUUCCAAAAGCCAGGAAAAGUGCUGGGAUGAUUCCUUGGAAGAGAGCGCGUAACGUGACAGGAGUAUGGAUGUUGUUGGUGUUUGGAAGUGCUUUAGUGUUGGAACAUAUAUAGGCUCUUCUACUGUUACUGUAUUUUUGUGUACCUUGUUUCAGGAAUUAAUUGAAUUUUCUGAGUGUAUUGACUUGGCCGUAGGAUAACAGUGAUUUAAAGCAAACUGUAAGCUUGAGUUUUCUGAAGUGCCCUUCUUUAAGAGCAUACGGUACUGAAAUAUGUUGCUUGAAGCUCAUCUAACUUCUUUUUGCAGUGGUCCUAUGAACAGCAAUAUAUAGAAUGAAAACAUUUAGUUGACAUUUCCGGGAAACAAACAUAAUGCAUGCCUGUUGUCAUAUUUUGGGGAUAUUCGUUGGCCUCUCUCAAGGUUUGGUAAGUUGUGACAGUCAAUUUACUCUCUUCCAGUAGUCCUUGCAAGCUGUUCAUUUAAAAAAUAAAACAUUAAAUUCCAAGAA